AGACUGAGCGUGCGUAAGAGGGAGGUGGAAACCGGAAGUCCAAGGCUGGCUCUCGCUUUAGUGGGCGAGUUUUCGCAGUGGGGUCCGGAGCUGGGCUGUGCAGCGGUGGCUGAGGCGCUCCGCGUUGGUGUCAGACUCUCCCUACUGCGGCCGCGCGACUCUGCGAGUGGCAGACUGAGCAGGAACCGCUCUACUCUGUCGCGGCCGAGCUGCGGCCUCCAGGAGAAGACAUGCCGUCUGCCAAGCAGCUGGCCGAUAUUGGCUAUAAGACCUUCUCUGCCUCCAUGAUGCUCCUCACUGUGUACGGGGGUUACCUCUGCAGUGUGCGAGCCUACCGUUAUCUCCAGCUACGCAGUGCCAGGCGCCAGGCCGCAGAAGAGCAGAAGACCUCAGGAGCCCUGUAGAGCAGCGAGGCGAGAGGCAUGAAAUGGAAAAGACCUCCCUGCGCAUGUCACCCAUGGCAAGAACUAGGCCACGAUGCCUUUCAAACCUGUGGGGCCAAAGUGCCCUGGUUCCUGUGGUACCGCUGGCUUCUGACAGUUUAUGGAGGCCAUCAAGUAAAAUGGGAAUGUGAGGGUGAGGUUUAUUACAGAGAUUAAAUAUUUUAUUUUGUUUGUG
This is a messenger RNA of Arvicanthis niloticus (Nile rat), 618 nucleotides long. It is a transcript of the gene Cox14, whose product is annotated as cytochrome c oxidase assembly factor COX14. Gene Ontology annotation, biological process: mitochondrial respiratory chain complex IV assembly. Lineage: Eukaryota; Metazoa; Chordata; Mammalia; Rodentia; Muridae. The record is from RefSeq and is a predicted model, not a curated record. Gene Ontology annotation, cellular component: mitochondrion.